AUGAGUCGUAAGGUGACAGCUUAUGGUUUUCUGUAUGUUGCACCACCAAAUAUCGACUUCUCACAACCAUCCCAUUCAGCAAAGAGAUGGCAACGACGAUGUUUUACAUUAUAUGAAGAUGGUGAACUAAGUUAUGCAUUAGAUGAUGAUCCCGAAACAGUUCCACAAGUUAAAAUGGAUAUGAAUCGAUGUGUACGGGUUUGUGAAGCAGAUGUAAUAACGGGUCAUUCACAUAGUAUUCUUGUUGCAUUCCGGAAUGAUUCCUCAAAUUCCGGUAUUGCCGGUACUUGCGAGGAUGCGGAAAAGGAUACGGAUGCUGCUGCAACUAUCAAUCAGCAUGUGCCAA
Messenger RNA from Acanthocheilonema viteae, 346 nucleotides. Lineage: Eukaryota; Metazoa; Nematoda; Chromadorea; Rhabditida; Onchocercidae. The record is from the annotation of a GenBank genome assembly.